AUGGCAUAUAAAUGUCGUCAAGAAUUAAAAGAUAUAUCCUUUUUGUUAACAUGCAGUACAAGUUUAUGUGCAUUAUUAGUAUGUGCUACAUUGUGUGUAAUGAUUGGUUCAAACUUAUUUGAUGGAUUUUUAAUUAGAAAUAUGACAUUUUGUUAUGUAAUGGGUUUAUCCUAUGAUAUAUUUGAAUGUGCAAUGUAUUAUAGUUAUUGUAUACAAGGAUUCUAUCGUCUGUGUCGAAUAGUUUUCUAUCAGAAGAAAUAUCUAGUGGCUCAAUCUUUAUAUAUUGGAUUGAUUAUUGGUCAAUGGAUAUUAGUAUUUGGUUUACUUUUACCACCGAUUUUGAUGCAAUGGUAUAUUCGUUUACCAACAGAACAAUAUUGUCUUAUUCCUUAUACAAAUAUUGCUGCUGAAAUAUAUCAUAUUCUGUUUUUAUAUAUUAUUCCUAUAGUGUGUAUUGGAAUAUCAUAUGCAUGGAUAACUAUAUUCAUGCGUCAAAAAAGUCAAACAUCAUUGGUUGCAGCCACAAUUAACCGACGACAUCGAAAUGAAAGAGAUGUAGUAAUUAUUAAACGUAUUAUAUUGUUAGUAUUCAUAUUAGUUUUAUUACGUUUUCCAACAAUCGGUUUAAUGAUAUAUGGAGUUAUGGCUCAAGAUUUAUAUCCAUUAACAUAUGGAAUAAUUGGCAUUUUUACAUCAGUGUGUUUAGGAUCGAUUGGAAUUUCAACUAUAUAUGUAACACCACAAUUACGAAAACAAUUUUACAAUACUUUUAUUCACCUGAAUAAUCGCGUACACAUUGACCAGACGCCAAUGAAUCAAACAGGUCUUGCACCAGCAACGGUUGAGACUAUUAAAGUGACUAAAAGAAGUCAACAGAGAGAUGUUAUAUUAGUACCACGAAAUGAUGAAUAA
Messenger RNA from Rotaria sordida, 912 nucleotides. The record is from the annotation of a GenBank genome assembly. NCBI's taxonomy places the organism in Eukaryota, Metazoa, Rotifera, Eurotatoria, Philodinida, Philodinidae.